Miniopterus natalensis is the source of this 1205-nucleotide messenger RNA. It is a transcript of the gene IFT25, whose product is annotated as intraflagellar transport 25. Gene Ontology annotation, cellular component: centrosome; cilium; intraciliary transport particle B. Gene Ontology annotation, biological process: intraciliary transport; multicellular organism development. NCBI's taxonomy places the organism in Eukaryota, Metazoa, Chordata, Mammalia, Chiroptera, Miniopteridae. The record is from RefSeq and is a predicted model, not a curated record.
UCUCCCCCUUUCUCUCUCAAAUCAAUAAAUAAGAAAAAAUUUUUAAAUUAAAAAAAACUUUCUUCCAUAUGUGCAUAAGGAUACACGGCACAAAGAUGUACAUUGCGAAUUUGUUUAUAAUAGCAAAAUUGGAAACUGACCUAACUACCCACCAUUAGAGAAACUGAGAAAUCCCUUACAGCAGUUAAAAUGAUAAAGUGGAUUUACAUGUAUCAACAUGAUAAAACCUUGAGAACAUAAUAUUCAAUGAAAAAAAAACAAGUAGCAAAAGGAUAUAUACCUAUGAAACCAUCUAAGUUUUCAAAGAACAGUACAUAUUGUUUAUAGAGACAUAUAUAUAAUAGUGUAAAAUACAGUCAGGAGGGAUAUUCAUCAACUUCAGAAUAGCUGUUACUUCUGGGCCAAGAAGGGAAUGGGCCAGUGAGGGGUUACAUAUUUCUCAAAAAAAUUUUUUUAAGUAGAUAUGGCAAAAAUGUUAACAUUUAUUCAAUCAGGGCUGUGGUACAUAGGCGUUUAAUAUAUAUAACAUUCUCUGUAGUUGGUCAUUUGGUUGUUUGAAAUUGCUUCAUUUUUUAAAAAAGUUAGAUUGAGAUCAGUCUGUGAAGGGUAUUGGAAGUCUUCCUAGUUUUCUAAACACUCUUUUAAUUCUUUGUAGAUACAGCUUUUCCAGUCACUUUGCAUCUAUAUAUUAGUUUUCACCCUGUCACCGCCAGAUCAAGGAGGAAAGUUAAACAGUUUAAAAUGAGAAAAGUUGAUCUCUGUUUGAGCUCUGAAGGGACUGAAGUGAUUUUAGCUACCUCAAGUGAUGAAAAACACCCCCCUGAAAAUAUUAUUGAUGGGAAUCCAGAAACAUUUUGGACCACCACAGGAAUGUUUCCCCAAGAGUUCAUUGUUUUUUUUCACAGACAUGUGAGAAUUGAAAAGCUUGUAAUCCAGAGUUACUUUGAUCUAGUUCACACAGAGGGGCAGCUUCAAAAUGAAGAAAUUAUGGCACAUGAUGGCCAUGCCACUUACUUGAGAUUCAUUAUUAUAUCAGCCUUUGAUCACUUUGCAUCUGUGUACAGCAUUUCUGCAGAGGGAAUAGCAGUCUCAAAUCUUUCUUAAUAAUUAUAACAAAAUGCUUUUGUAUGAUUUUUUAAACACUAUAUUUAUUUAAAAAUAAAGUUGUCAUUGACAUACUUUAUUAAAGGACUUGAAUCAGUCUG